Molecule: messenger RNA, 2122 nt
Organism: Dermacentor andersoni
Lineage: Eukaryota; Metazoa; Arthropoda; Arachnida; Ixodida; Ixodidae
Biological process (GO): sensory organ development; axon development; positive regulation of transcription by RNA polymerase II
Cellular component (GO): nucleus
Molecular function (GO): DNA-binding transcription factor activity, RNA polymerase II-specific; protein dimerization activity; E-box binding
Source: RefSeq, a predicted model, not a curated record
CUCGUGCCAUAGCUAUAUAGAGCAGUGCAAGCGGCAACACGUUGCGCCUCGUGGUCCAACCCGCGAGUGAUCGCCUUCGUCGGCUGCCGACAUUUGCGCAUUUACGAACUGCAUCUACGAAGGACUGCAGUGUGGCUCGCUCACGACUUUUCUGUAAGGACUGUGCUCUCGACAGACCCCGGGCGCCUUUCGGCGGUGGCAUCAAUUCCCGCCGACCGGUGUUGCUUGCCCGCACCGAGGGGCAAGGACGCUCGCUGUGGUGGCGCGGCAUCUGGAAUAUCAGGCCCUUCGGCGCCAGAACACAGAGCAGGCUUUACACAUCGUCGUCUUGAAGCGAGACCGUGUCGAGCUUCGGUUCCCUGUCAAGAAAUAAGCGACCACGUCCGGCACAGCUGCGACUACUCACUAGGCUCCUAAUGGCCCCGGCAAUGUUGUCACUCAAGUCAGAGCUCCCCAUGUCACCACCAGAUGAUGCUGCCUUCCGCAGUGGUACUUCGGGUGGUUUCAGCGAAGACGAUGACCUCCCGGACGAGCGCUCCCCAACAUCUUCUCAGGAGCUACUCAGUCCCUGCCCGUCGUCUUACAUGGACGCCGACGAUUUUGACGACGACGAGUCCGGAGACUCUUCCUCCACGGCAUCCCAGCUUUCCUCUAGACGCAAGCGGACCCCGAAGACGUCGGCACGAUCUAGGACAACAGCUUCAGCAACAACGCUGAAGACACCAGGGCAGCCCAAGAUGAAAAAGACCCGGCGGCUCAAGGCCAAUGACCGCGAGAGAAAUCGAAUGCACAAUCUCAACAGCGCUCUGGAUCGUCUACGCUGUGUUUUGCCGACUUUUCCCGACGACACCAAGCUGACCAAGAUCGAAACGCUCAGGUUCGCGCACAAUUACAUUUGGGCCCUUUCGCAAACGCUCAAGAUAGUCGAGUCUAAGGCGGAGAAAAAGGAUCCACCGGAGAUGCCUCAGGACGCGCUCACGACGACGCCGACAUCGCCCGCUGGACUUCACGAGCCGACGACCACGCCCUUGGUAGCGACGCUGACCCCGUUGGCUACCGCUGGGCCUACAACACCUCGGGGUUAUUACACGCCCCCUCUGUCCGUUACGUCAUCGCCGUCGCCCGUGAGACAGCACACACCUUCAUCAGCGUGUCUAGGGUCACCCUCGACGCCGUGGAACUUGUCAUCCUGUCCGGGUUCUGUGGUUGUGUCGACGCCGGCUAGUUCUGUGGACUUUUCGGACUCCUCGUGUUCUGGAUCAGAGUGCGGCUUCACGACUUACGAGGCCUUAUGAGGAACGCCUGCGCCUAACAUUCACACCGACUAAAGGCCCCAGCGAGUGGACACUAUGUGUGUGAACAACGUGUGAGAGUCAAGCGAACAUUGCAUGGCGGGCUGAUACGCACACGCGACGAAAGAAAGACCAUUCGCGCAAUUCUGUGGACUUGGGUGCUGGGGCCUAAUUGCCUAACACCUUUCAUCAGCCCUCAUAGAAACGACGUGGACAUUGUGGCAAUCUUCAUGAUACUCGAAUAAUUUAAGCCUUCUUUAUUCCGCUUUUCAUAACCGCAAUAUAUAAUUGUAUAAGGCGAUUUCUACACCUAUGUGACCUCCAUAUGUGGUGUUCCAAACAAGUGUUCUAAACGUACUCUUCUAAAAGGCCGUGGAGCUGAAGACAUGCAGCGUUGUAAAUCAACUUUUUUUUUCUUCUGUGCAAUGUCGUGCAAAGGUAAAUUCAUGCUUCAGUUUGCAUAGAAUAAACACGGCUUACAAUAAAAGAAGAUUAUAAGACUCUAUAUUUAAUAUGUGCAUUCCUGUAUAACAGAAAAAAAAUCGUAUUUAAAAUACUUUUGCUGCGGUUUCAGUGCUUUUUUUAUAUAGGAUAGUUAAAGCCAACCCAAAUCGAAUUAAAAAUACUAUGUUCACCUAUAAAAUGCUGUAAUACCUUGGGCCCAAGGCCAGAUGAAAAUGUUUUUUCACCAUGCAGUACAAUUGCCAUGUGCCUAUGCAAACAUCCUCAAAAUUCAACGGGCAUGCCGUGUACACUGUUCACUUUUCGGCAGCAGUUCUGUAUUAUUUAUGACAUCAUUUUCACCGAUCAAUAAAUAUUUCUGUACAAAA